Messenger RNA from Rhizophagus irregularis DAOM 181602=DAOM 197198, 3298 nucleotides. RefSeq names its product SPS-sensor component ptr3. Gene Ontology annotation, cellular component: nucleus; cytoplasm. Gene Ontology annotation, molecular function: ubiquitin activating enzyme activity. Gene Ontology annotation, biological process: protein ubiquitination; ubiquitin-dependent protein catabolic process; DNA damage response. Lineage: Eukaryota; Fungi; Glomeromycota; Glomeromycetes; Glomerales; Glomeraceae. The record is from RefSeq and is a predicted model, not a curated record.
CCUUUUCUUCACCUUCAUGCUAAAAGGAUCAAUAAGGAUCAUAAAAAACUUUUUUUAUUUUCCUGUUUGAACGAGUAAAUUUUGACAAAAUGGAAAGCAAAAAAGCCGAUCAAACUAUUGACGAGGGACUUUAUUCUCGACAACUUUAUGUUCUUGGACAUGAUGCAAUGAAGAAAAUGGGCAGUUCCAACGUUCUUAUCGUUGGCUUAAAGGGUCUUGGUAUUGAAAUAGCAAAAAAUGUUGUUCUUGCUGGUGUAAAGAGUGUUACUCUUUAUGAUCCUGAGCCAGUAAAAAUUUCUGACUUGUCUACGCAGUUCUUCUUGAGAGAAGAGGAUGUCAGAAAACCGAGAGAUGCAACAUCUGCGCCACGAUUGGCCGAACUUAAUCAAUAUGUACCGAUAUCUGUAUUGGAAGGCGAAUUAACCAAUGAUAAAAUAAAAAAUUUUCAGGUUAUCGUAUUGACAGAAACGCCUCUUAAAAAACAAUUGGAAAUUAAUGAUUUUACUCAUGCAAAUGGGAUACAUUUUAUAUCAACUGAUGUGCGCGGCCUUUUUGGUGUGGUUUUCAAUGAUUUUGGUGACAAAUUUCAAAUAAUCGAUGCUACCGGUGAAAAUCCGGUAACGGGAAUGGUGGCUGCAGUAUCCAAAGAAGAGGAAGGUAUUGUCACAUGCCUUGAUGAAUCAAGACAUGGAUUAGAAGAUGGAGAUUAUGUAACAUUUACUGAAAUAAAGGGUAUGGAAGAAUUAAAUAAUUGUGAACCUAAGAAAGUAAAAGUGCUUGGUCCCUAUACCUUUAACAUUGGUAAUACAUCAACAUAUGGUGACUAUAUUAGUGGUGGUAUUUUCACCCAAGUUAAGCAACCAAAGACAAUUCAGUUUAAAUCUUUACGAGAAUCUUUAGGGAAACCGGAUCAUCUUAUUUCUGAUUUUGCUAAAUGGGAUCGACCUGGUCAAUUGCAUAUUGGUUUUCAGGCUCUUCAUGCGUUUGUCGAAAAUCAUGGUUCGUUACCUCGUCCGCACAACGAAACUGAUGCAGAAGAAUUGGUUCGAUUUGCUAAAAAUAUUAAUGAUCAAUGCGAGGAAAAGGUUGAGUUUGAUGACGAUAAGCUUCUUAAACAACUUGCAUAUUGUGCAACUGGAGAUUUAUCACCCAUGGUUGCAUUUUUUGGUGGAUUAGUUGCUCAAGAAGUAUUAAAAGCCUGCAGUGGGAAGUUUCACCCAAUACAACAAUUCUUUUAUUUUGAUUCUUUGGAGUCUUUGCCAGAUAAUGACACUUUGAACGAAGAAAAUUGUGCUCCAUGCAAUUCUCGUUACGAUGGUCAAAUAGCAGUAUUUGGCAAAGAUUUUCAACAUAAAAUUGCGAAUUUUAGAGAAUUCUUGGUCGGUGCUGGUGCUAUUGGAUGUGAAAUGCUAAAAAACUGGGCUAUGAUGGGAUUGGGUACUGGUCCGAGAGGUGCUGUGCAUGUUACAGAUAUGGAUACAAUUGAAAAAAGUAACUUAAAUCGACAAUUCUUGUUCCGUUCUCGUGACGUUGGUAAAUUAAAAUCAGAAACCGCAAUUGCUGCCAUAAACAGAAUGAAUCCUGAAACUAAAGGAAAAUAUAUUGCUCACCAAGAUCGUGUUGGCGUAGAAACUGAAAAUGUUUAUAAUGAUGAUUUCUUUGAUCGUUUGGACGGAGUAACCAAUGCAUUAGACAACGUUGAUGCCCGUAAAUACAUGGAUAGACGAUGUGUAUACUUUAGAAAACCUUUAUUAGAGUCCGGAACACUAGGCACAAAGGGUAAUACACAAGUUGUUAUUCCGUACCUUACUGAAUCCUAUUCAUCAUCCCAAGACCCACCCGAAAAAUCUAUUCCAAUUUGUACUCUAAAAAACUUUCCAAAUGCAAUUGAACAUACAAUUCAGUGGGCGCGUGAAUUGUUUGAAGGGUUAUUUAAAACACCUGCUGAAAAUGUCAAUUCCUAUCUAAGCCAAUCUGGCUUUAUUGAAGCUACAGCAAAACAUGGUAGUGGCUCAAAAGAAAUUCUGGAAGGAGUUCAAAAUUAUUUAGUUAGCGAACGUCCAUUAACGUUCGAAGAGUGCGUUACAUGGGCUCGUUUGAAAUUUGAAGAAUAUUUUAAUAAUACUAUCCAACAGCUACUAUUCAAUUUCCCAAAAGAUACAAUUACGUCCACUGGUACGAAGUUUUGGUCUGGUCCAAAGAGAGCACCUGACCCAAUUGUCUUUGAUGCUAACAAUAAUGAACAUCUAGAAUUUAUCGUAACAGCGGCAAAUUUACAUGCAUUCAAUUAUGGUCUCAAAGGUGAAACAAAUCGAGAAUACAUUAAAAAUGUGUUAAGUAAUGUUAUGGUACCUGAAUUUCAUCCAAAAUCUGGUGUAAAAAUUCAAGUGCAAGAAAAUGAAAAUAUUCAGCUAACAACUGAUGAAAAUGAACUACAAGAAAUUAUUUCAAGUUUACCCGACCCAGCAUCAAUUCCUGGAUUCCGAUUGAAUCCAGUAGAAUUCGAAAAAGAUGAUGAUACAAAUUUCCAUAUUGAUUUCAUCACUGCAACCUCUAAUUUAAGAGCCACGAACUAUGGUAUUCAACCAGCGGAUCGUCACAAGACUAAAUUCAUUGCUGGUAAAAUUAUACCGGCUAUUGCUACAACGACAGCAUUAGUAACUGGAUUAGUAUGUUUAGAAUUAUACAAAAUUAUUGGUGGCAAGAAUAAGAUAGAAGAUUAUAAAAAUGGUUUUGUAAAUUUAGCUCUACCAUUCUUUGGAUUUUCAGAGCCUAUUGCUAUGCCUAAAUUCAAGUAUCACGAAACAGAAUGGAGUUUAUGGGAUAGAUUUGAUAUUGAAGGUGAUCUUACACUUCAAGAAUUCUUGGAUUAUUUCAAAAAGAACCACGAACUAGAUGUGACAAUGCUGUCGUGCGGUGCAAGUAUGUUAUAUGCAUUCUUUCUGCAAGGCAAGAAAAGGGAAGAACGUAAAAAUAUGAGGUUAUCAGAAUUAGUGGAAUCGAUCGCUAAGAAACCUAUUCCGCCACAUGUUAAAGCGUUAACUUUAGAAAUGGUUGUAAACGAUCGUAAUGAAGAAGAUGUAGAGGUUCCAUAUGUUAGACUCGUCAUUAGGCAAUAAAACGGGAUAUAAAUAACAUUCGCUUUAAGCACAAAUGAUUUAAUAUACAAAUUACAGAUUUAUCAGAAAGAUAAUUUUUUGUUAAUUAAAUAGUUGAUAGAUUGUUUUAUUAUAUUCAUUAGUAACGUAUCAACGCGUUACAAUAAAAGAAUAUCGAUCAAAGAAAGUAAUUUAUUGAA